AUGCAGCGAAGGCGAGCACGAGAAAGCAGUCAAGAGCGAGCUGAACGAGAAAGACGUGAUGCUGAACGCCUUCGGCAAAUGCGUGAACGAGAAAGUCGUGACGAACGGGCUGCACGACGCAGGGAUGAUGCUGAACGCCACCAGCAAAGGAUAGCACGGGAAAGCAGUGAAGAACGAGCUGAACGACGCAGGGCUGAUGCUGAGCGCUACCAGCAAAGGAUAGCACGGGAAAGCAGUGAAGAGCGAGCUGAACGACGCAGGGCUGAAGCUGAGCGCCACCAGCAAAGGAUAGCACGGGAAAGCAGUGAAGAGCGAGCUGAACGACGCAGGGCUGAUGCUGAGCGCCACCAGCAAAGGAUAGCACGGGAAAGCAGUGAAGAGCGAGCUGAACGACGCAGGGCUGAUGUUGAACGCAUGCAGCGAAGGCGAGCACGAGAAAGCAGUGAAGAACGAGCUGAACGAGAAAGAGAUGAUGCUGAACGCCUUCGGCAAAUGCGUGAACGGGAAAGCAGUGAAGAAAGGCGUGUUCGUCUUGCAAGCGAUGCUGAGCGUCACCGAUUACUACGCAAUCCUCCUUCUAGAGUGCUUGGAGUAGCUACAAGGGAUCGUUACGCAGAACCCAGCUACCUCGGUGGCUUGGAUCACAUAUGUGAGCAUUGCGGCGCACACCACUUCCUCUGUGAAGUUAAGCCACAGCAUCCAGAUCUCUUCUUCGAGUGUUGCGACUUGGGCCGUUUCAAUCUGAAUUUUUUUGAAGAGUUUCCAGAUAGACUGCGUAGACUGUACAUUCGAGACCCUACGAACUCGGGAGAAGAACAGCGAAUCCAGAGGAAUUUUUUGGAGAAUAUCAGGAGCUUCAAUUCUGCGUUGGCAAUGGCGUCAAUGGGCGCUCAAAUAGACACGUUGAGAGGCCGUGGCCCAUACUGUUACAGAAUACAUGGUCAGAUUUAUCAUCGGAUAGGCCCACUUCAUCCAAGAGAAGGAGAGCUACGUCAGUAUGGACAGAUCUAUAUUUUGGAUGCGGAAAUGGCUGCUGACCGACGUCUCGGAGACUCAAGGAAAUGUUGA
Ostertagia ostertagi is the source of this 1068-nucleotide messenger RNA. NCBI's taxonomy places the organism in Eukaryota, Metazoa, Nematoda, Chromadorea, Rhabditida, Trichostrongylidae. The record is from the annotation of a GenBank genome assembly.